AUGCCUCAGCUCAUCGAACAGUACACGCCGCUCCCGACCACCCUGGGAUGCAGCCCGAAGCUGAAGACGCUGCCGAAGAACCUGUACAACCACCUGCGUGGCUUCCCGGUCGUCAAUGGUGAGGUGUCGCUGCUCUCGGACAAGGUGCGCCGUUUCGUGGAGGAAUCGGCCGCCAUGUGCCAGCCGGAACGGAUCCACAUCGUGGAUGGCAGUGAGAGUGAAUGCAGCACGCUGCUGAAGACCCUGCACAGCCAGGGCACGAUCAAGCCGCUGCCGAAGUACGACAACUGCUGGCUGGCCCGGACCAACCCGGCCGAUGUGGCCCGUGUCGAAUCGAAGACGUUCAUCUGUACGGAGCGCCAGGAGCAGGCGAUCCCAACGCCGAAACAGGGCGUCAACGGUAGUCUGGGCAACUGGAUCUCGCCCGCUGACUACGAGCGUGCGGUCAUGAACCGUUUCCCGGGCUGCAUGAAGGGACGCACGAUGUUCGUGGUGCCCUUCUCGAUGGGUCCGAUCUCGUCACCGCUGUCCAAGAUUGGAAUCGAAAUCACCGAUUCGGCGUACGUCGUUUGCUCGAUGCGCAUCAUGACCCGCAUGGGUUCGGAGGUGCUGGACAAGCUGUCUGACAACUCGGAUUUCAUCCGGUGUUUGCAUUCGGUUGGUACGCCCGCCAGCGGUAAGACCGCAGUGCCAUCGUGGCCGUGCGAUCCCGAACGUACCAUCAUUCUGCACAAACCCGCCAACAACGAGAUCGUCUCGUACGGUUCCGGUUACGGUGGCAACUCGCUGCUCGGCAAGAAGUGCUUCGCUCUUCGCAUCGGUAGCACCAUCGCCCAGCGGGAAGGAUGGCUGGCGGAGCAUAUGCUGAUCCUUGGCAUCACCGAUCCGAACGGUGUGAAGAAAUACAUUGCGGCCGCGUUCCCGUCCGCCUGUGGCAAAACGAAUCUCGCCAUGAUGAACCCGACCCUGCCCGGCUAUAAAAUCGAGUGCGUCGGUGAUGACAUCGCCUGGAUGAAGUUUGACUCCAAGGGUCAGCUGCGGGCAAUCAAUCCGGAGAACGGAUUCUUCGGCGUUGCCCCCGGUACCUCGAACGAAACGAACCCCAACGCCAUGGACACGAUCUACAAGAACACAAUCUUCACGAAUGUCGCUUCCACGUCCGAUGGUGGCGUCUUCUGGGAAGGUAUGGAGAAGGAAGUGUCACCGGACGUCGAGAUCACCGACUGGUUGGGCAAUCCCUGGAAGCUGGGUGAAUCGAAAACCCCGGCCGCGCAUCCCAACUCCCGCUUCUGUGCUCCUGCCGGCCAGUGUCCGAUCAUCGAUCCGGCAUGGGAAGAUUCGGAGGGUGUCCCGAUCUCGGCCAUCCUUUUCGGUGGACGUCGCCCGCAGGGAGUUCCGCUGGUGUAUGAGGCCAACUCGUGGGCGCACGGUGUCUUCGUCGGCUCGUCUAUGCGCAGCGAAAGCACGGCGGCCGCUGAACACAAGGCCAAGGUCAUCAUGAACGAUCCGUUCGCGAUGCGCCCAUUCUUCGGCUACAACUUUGGAGACUACCUGAAACAUUGGCUGAGCAUGGAGAAGCGUGCCAGCGCUGCCGGAGGUCAUGCACCAAAGAUUUUCCACGUCAACUGGUUCCGCAAGGAUGCCAACGGCAAGUUCCUGUGGCCCGGAUUCGGCGAGAACAGCCGUGUGCUCGAAUGGAUCCUUCACCGUAUUGACGAUGCCGACUGCUAUCGGGAUACACCGAUCGGUCGUGUGCCGACGGAAGGCUCGCUCAACCUGGAUGGACUCGGCAGUCCGAUCAACGAGCGGGAACUGUUCUCCAUUCCGAAGGACUUCUGGCUGAAGGAAGUCGAAGAGGUUAAGCAGUACUACGACAACCAGCUACCUCAGGACCUACCGGCGGAGAUCGCCACCGAGCUGGAGCAGCUGAAGAGUCGCAUUGAGAAGAUGUAA
Anopheles marshallii is the source of this 1953-nucleotide messenger RNA. RefSeq names its product phosphoenolpyruvate carboxykinase [GTP] (gene Pepck1). Lineage: Eukaryota; Metazoa; Arthropoda; Insecta; Diptera; Culicidae. The record is from RefSeq and is a predicted model, not a curated record. Gene Ontology annotation, biological process: hepatocyte differentiation; cellular response to insulin stimulus; response to starvation. Gene Ontology annotation, cellular component: cytosol. The transcript has 3 exons. The coding region runs from base 1 to 1953 and encodes 650 amino acids. Gene Ontology annotation, molecular function: manganese ion binding; GTP binding; phosphoenolpyruvate carboxykinase (GTP) activity.